Messenger RNA from Colossoma macropomum (tambaqui), 6175 nucleotides. RefSeq names its product fibrosin (gene fbrs). The record is from RefSeq and is a predicted model, not a curated record. The coding region runs from base 920 to 4849 and encodes 1309 amino acids. Lineage: Eukaryota; Metazoa; Chordata; Actinopteri; Characiformes; Serrasalmidae. The transcript has 19 exons.
GAAAAAAAUCGACUGAAGCACACAAUGCAGUUUCACUGUGGGGUUUAUCCACCCAGGAUUCACGGACUGCCAGCUUUUCAGAUUAAAACGAACCGUAUAUGUACCUGAUUUUGACGAUCGGAUUUCAGUCUAGCGCUUUAAGAAUCCCUCUAGAGACCGUCUUCGAGAGAGCAGUUCAUCUACACCGCGGCUAAAAGAGGGAAAUAAAUUCAGCUUCGCCCGACUGAGUGGAUUAGACAGAGGGCCGCGGGCGGAAGGAGGUGCCCUUCCCGGCCUACUCUACAGGGCUCGGCCGGCGCUCCUGCAGCUGAAACUCGAGCUCGGGGCCUCGGGGCCUGCGGCGGCUCUGAUGGUCUGAUGGAGAAACGAAACGGGCAGCAGCCAGAAGAGAGCGAUCCGAUACAUCGGCCACUUUGGAGCGGUGGGUACGAUCGGAAUAACGCUACUCUACUUAAUGCUUAUACAGCACAAACAAGCGAGGGUGAUUUUUGUGUGUGAGAGAGCGGCAUCUGCUGAACAAUCCGAGCAAGUGGAAGCGUUUUUUGGCUCAGACGAAUUCACCUUUCUCUCUUCUGCUCGUCAAAGGCUCGCUAGCUUUGGCUAGCUAACCAAAGAUGAGACGGACAAUGUCUUGACACGAAGACAGUAACGCAGAAGGGAAUAUCCUAAAUAUAUAGAACCUUUUUUUUAUGGCGAGAGUCUCACAGAUGGACAGGCAUGACUCUCAUAAGACAGCAGUGUGCUGACACCAUGCAGUCUACAACUGGUACAAAGCUAUAAGCAAGAAUAUUAACUCUGCUUUAAACUGGGAUACCUACAUCGGUUAAGGAGGUUUUUGGGUGUGUUCGGCUAAAGUAAGGUUCCCCCACGGGCCGAGGUGUCAGUGCCUUGCGUGUGUGGACUUGCAGUACUUUUUGACAUGGACGGUCCGAGUCGAAGCGGAGGGUUAAGACAGAGCCGUCGCUCCCGUUCUCAGCGUGACAGAGAGCGGCGGCGAAGGAGAGCAGACCUCGGGCCCUCGUCACCUUCCUCGGCCUCGGAUCAGGAGCUUUGCAGAGGAGACUCCCUCCUCGGUGCUAGUGGUGGAGAAUGUCGGCCUGUCUUUCCUGGUGCCAGACACCGGCCUCCGCGUCGGAGGAAGCGAGAAUCGGUGUCCUGCGAGGAAGACAUCAUCGAUGGAUUUGCUAUAGCCAGCUUCAUAAGCUUGGAGGCCCUGGAGAUGGACUGUUCUCUGAAGCCACCAGAGCGACCUGGAGCGCUGAUGGGGAGAGUGAACAAAAGGAAGAGAGGUGUGGAUGAGAAUGGCGGGCCUCUCUCAGAGCCUGAGGAAGGAGCUCCAGCUACGUACACCACCAGCAGCUGGGAGAAACGCAGGAAUGAGAAAAGGAAGAGAGAGGCUAAGGUCUCGGGAAAUCUCAUGGAGACAGGAUACAUUUGUGACACGGAGAGUGAGUCAGGAGAUAAGGCCUCUGACAAUGAUAUGGAGCCUACGUUCAUCGUUAGCACUAGAGAAGUGGUAUCCAACCCAGUGAGCAUGGCUUCUUCUGUGAGCAACGGCUGCACCCUGUUGCCUUCAAACAGUGGGCCGCCCCGUCUGUCGGUGACGCCCCGAGUGUCUGGCUUGGAGCGAAGUCAGGAGAGGAGUCUGGAGCUGCCUUAUCCUGAAGCCAACUCUACCUCGUCCUCUCUUCCCGGCCUUUUGCCCCGCUCCCCUGCCUCUGUUGUGACCCCGCCGUCUGAACAGCACAAUGGAAAUGCUGGACCACACCAACGCAGUCCCCCACGACAAAAGCCCUUUCUCCCCUUUCCUAGUCGGACACAAACAGUCUUCAGUAAUGGGAACAGGAGUGGUACCUCAGUUAAGCCUCCGUCUUCAUCCGCCUCUUCGUCAUCAAUCCGACCUCCCACACCCUCCACAAGUGUGCCUGCUGGCCGAGGCCCUUCUGGGACAGGAGUGCUCCGCCCCUCUUCUCGGCCCAGUCCUGGCGCUCUCUUCACCCCUUCUCCUGGCCUUCCUCCACCUCCUCCUCUCCUGCAGUCCCCUCGCUCUGCGACAGAUCAAGACUUGUACCGGCAAGACCUGAACACGCACUUCCUGCCCGCCCAGAGUGCAGACCGUGAGAAUAGAGCUUCAGGGAGCAGUACAGGAGUCAAUUCAAGCUCAGGGUCAGGGAGACCCUCUGCCUCCACCUCCAGCUCCAGCACCUCCAGUAGGACUUCACAGGCGCAGGCCUCCAUCCCUGCUAUGUACCAGUUCCAUCACCACAACCAUCAGCACCAACACACCCACACCCACCAACACUUUCUACAUCCACCUGCUGCAGCACCCCCUAUGUUUGAGAAAUAUCCGGGCAAGAUAGACGGUCUUUUUCGACACCCAUUUUUCUCUCAGUACCCACCACCUGUGCCUGGAAUUCAGCCUGUACUCCCCCCAACUGGACCACUUAGUUCCCUACAAGGAGCUUUUCAGCCCAAGCUUCUUGCCCUCCAGGGACCUGCCCCAGAGAUGACUGCUCGUCUAGGAGUAGUACCUCCCCACCUGCAACCUAAAGACCCAAGGAUCUCCGAUCCAUUUGCACCAUCAUUAAAAGUCAGUAAUAAGCCUGGCAAGUGGUGUGCUAUGCAUGUGCGCGUGGCCUGGAUGAUUUUGAGGCAUCAGGAGAAAGUUAAGUUGAUGCAGGCAGAUCCUCAAAAGCUGGACUUCCGUAAUGACCUGUUGCCACGUCUCCCUGGGCCUGGUGGCAUAGGAGGAAUAGGGGGUCUUGGGCCACUUGGGGGUUCUCUGCCUCCAACUCAUGAACUUGCCAGACCAGGCAGCCUCUUUGCAGCUUCUGGUGGAGUCAAUCCAUCCUCCACUCCAUUCAUCUCUCCAUCAACGCCCCACUCUUCUUUCCUCACCCCAGCAACACACCUGGAUCCAUAUGGCCGCUCCCCACCCUUCCCACCCCUGGGAGCCCUGGGCUCUGGUGCCUUCGGAGGACUUGGUAGCCCCUCACUGACUGCUAGUUCUGUUUUUGGCCAUAAGGCAGAAUCUUCUGCAAGUGCAGUAGGAGGAUUGGGUAACCCGCAUGAACCAUGGAAUCGCCUGCAUGUUGCCCCUCCGUCUUUCCCCUCAGGGCCCUCUUGGGCCAAAGGACUAGAGAAAAGGGAUGAGAGAGAUAGAGGGAAAGACAUGGAGAGAAGAGAGCUGACUCACAUAAAAGAUGAAAAGGACAGAGACAACCUAAUGUAUGGUCGUCCACCUGUGCGAAUGUCUCCCAGUGCCCCAUCCCUCAAGCACCGCAGCAGCACCCCCAGUUCCCACAUGAAUGGCCUGGGCCCCCUGAGUGGAGGUGCUGGACAGUCAGAUGGACAAAGCAGAGAACGGGAACGGGAGCGGGAUCGUGAAAGGGAACGUGAAAGGGAAAGAGAGCCAGACAAGAGACACCAUUCAGUUUCAGCCUCCAGGGCACAAGCAUCGACUUCCUCAGCACCAGACAGACCUCGUUCGUCCACAUCGUCUGUUCUUGCGACCCCUCCUCCAAAUGCCCCCUCAGCACCCUCCCCUCUGGACCUAUUUCCCAGACAAGCACAUGCUCUGAACUCCGAGCCCUCCCAUCCAUCCCAAAGGGAGAGCAGCGGUCCAGCCUCUUCCUCCUCCUCUGUUAGUUCUCUUCCAGUCAAGAAGCCAGAUCGGACAACCACUCCAGUUUCUAAGCCGCCCACUGGUCUCCCUCCUGGGCUGCCUCAUCCCCCAGUGAAGGUGAAAGAGGAGAGAAAAGAAGAGCCUGAACAAGUGCCCAUCUCUCUACAACACCCACCCAUAUCUAAUAGCUUUGAGCGGCCCAACAGUCGCCAUACUCACCACCCUUCAACCCCUUCUUCAACCCUCUCAUUGACUCCCACAGCUGGAGUGCCUCUUCCCCCCCCUACCCCGCACCCUACCCACCACCCUACACACCACCCUACCCACCACCCUACCCACCACCCUGCCCACCAUCAUCUCUCUCUCUUGGAUCGCACUCGUAUCGAGGCUUUAAUAGGUGGAGUUGGCAGCUCGGCCGGACUGGUUGUAGGAGCUCCUGGGGAUCGAUUUUCAGUCCAUCCACAUACACCACCCCAAGGCCACUCUCAGCCUCCUCACAGCUUCCCCUGGGAUACUUGGAGGGAUCUUGCCGCCCAACAGCAGCAGCGUAGAGAGAGCGUCUUGGCUCUGCAGCCGGAUCCCCAUCUCGCACUGCGCUCUGACCCACACUUCUCCCGCCUGUUUCAGCAUCCGCACGCACGAUUCCUAGAGGCAGAGAGAGCAGCAGCAGUAGCGGCAGCAGUGGCAGCUGGCCCACAUCAUCCACCAGCACCUACCUCCACUUCUUCUGCUUCAUCCUCAGCGGCCCGACCAGAAUUUGGACUGAUGUCUCAUCCUUUUGACCGCCCACCUCAGGUUGGUGCUCCUGGUGGUGGGUUGCUGGAUGAGGAGCAGCGUGCCCAGAUCCUGCGAGAGGACUUUGAGAGGGUGCGCUACUUUGGGAUGCAUCCACACCUUGCUCCGCCUCAUUUGCCCAGCCCAUCUGCAGCCCACCUAGAGCAGCUGCAUGCAGGUUUACUGUCUCACCCUCAGCUCCAUCCUGCUGGAGCUUCCGCACCUUCACCGCAUCACCCAAUCUAUUCUCGCUUGGCCCCCUUGCAUCCACAUAUUCCAAAUGGAAUUCUCGCUAAGACGCCCAGUCUAGUAGGGCCCUUAUCAGUUGGUGCACCCCCUCCGCUCAUUCCGUCUGCGACUAGGCCCUCCACUCCGCCUCGUAGUUCCAGACUUGGUGGGGCCGGAGAUUUGGCCCUGUUCAGCACACACAAGGACGGCGAGUCCAGAUAGUACUAGGUGAGACUGAUGCAGUUAAGGAAUUUACUGCUCUUGAACUGCUCUUCCUACUAAUGGAAGGACAUGCAGGAGCCCAACCUGCUGAAGCUAAAAUGAUCGUACAUGAGUGUUCUGAUGACCCGAGUGGAGGGCAGAGAGACUUCACAGGGCUGCUCAGUAUAUUUAUCCACUGUGGUUAUAUUGGUGCAAUUUAAGGUACUCUUUCUCCCCACUCCCCUCCUGUGCUUUUGAUUUAUAUUUAGGAUUUUGUUUCUCAAAGAGGCCUGUGGAUGUUCAGAGACUAAAGGCUUUGUCCUGUCAUAUGAAGAGAUAUACAUACAAGCCUUGCAGGGCUGUUCUCCAGGCCGAUGGAUCCAGAAUUGUAUUCAGAGAUAAUGUUUGCAUUUUAACGCAUCGGUUGACAUAUCUGUUUCCCUCGAUGAACUCGUGGCUGUAAAAAGCCUGCUGUAGAGAUUGAGAUCUGCAUAUGAAGAAGUGAAAAAAGUUGAACAAUGGCUGAAGUAGUGCUUCUCAGAUUGUCUAGUGUGUGCUCUGUCUGUAACUAGAGAGAAGAAAAAAAGCACUGUUGUAAAAUGAACUUAAAGAAACACAUCUUCAGCUUCCUGUUCUUAAUUAGUCCACAGCAAUCAGAGGCACAACUUCCAUGAACGUUACAAAGAACGUCUGCAGAUUUAUUUUAUUUUAAUCUUUAAAAACUAUUAUUAACUGUACAUCUUGUUUGAUAAUAUUUUAAAAUUUAAAAGGAAAAAAAUCUCAUUCUCCUACACUCUGAUACAUGAGCUGGGACAGAAUACAGUAGAAUAGUGAUAUUGCUUUUGUAAUUAUUGUUAACAUUAAUUACCUUAUAUAAUAAACAUAUUCACUGUUUGUCAUAAUGUCAUUGUUUCAGGUCUCACCAGUUGCACUCCCUUGUUAGAACAACUUUCUAUUUUGAUCCAGGAAAUGGCACAGUACAACUGCUACAAGAAAGUGGGGAUACAAAAUGCCACUGAACUGGGAUUGUAACCAUUACCAAGCCUGUCCCCUAUGUUGCUGGUUGCUGAAUAUAUUUAUGAAUGGUAAAAGAUCGAGUUGAGCUAUGAAAGUUCCCAUGUGGACAACAUCUUCCACAAAAGACACACGUCAGGCAGGUGUGGGGCACUGGACAAAUGGAGUGCUUUGUACGUGCAAACAAACAGCAGGAUUGAAGGGACUCGAUAUGAGAACAGGACAUUCUGGUUUAAUUAUUUGAGCAAAAACAAUUUUAUACCUUUUAAAUAUGUUCCCCUUGAAAAGAAAGCAACAAAGAUUAAUUAUUAAACAAAUCGUUGGUUAUUUACA